Molecule: messenger RNA, 4739 nt
Organism: Puntigrus tetrazona (Sumatra barb)
Lineage: Eukaryota; Metazoa; Chordata; Actinopteri; Cypriniformes; Cyprinidae
Gene: prr5a
Product: proline rich 5a (renal)
Exons: 10
Coding region: 1604-2974 (456 amino acids)
Biological process (GO): TORC2 signaling
Cellular component (GO): TORC2 complex
Source: RefSeq, a predicted model, not a curated record
GACUGUUAAGGACCGGGAGUUUUACGUUAAAACGCGUUUCCCCCUGCCCGGGAUGAAUGGUGCAUUGUUGCGCUGUUUGUAAAUAACAACCGUGCCACGACCACCGUAAGGUACACCGAGUACCCGGUGCGUCGAUCCCGCCGUGCAUAACUUACAGCGAGUGACGGAACGUGUAACCAGUACAAAAUGAUGCAUUGAAACGCGGCCGGCGGGGGCUGUUCGAUUCGUGUCGAGUUUAACGGAGCAGCCGAGCGAGGUCUUGUUUGUCCAAGAACGGGAAGUGAUGCCCUUCCUCUCGGAUAGCCUGCUCGGGUUUGCCCAGACGUCGCCGUUUUACCUGUCUGCACUUUGUAGAGGGAAAUGGACUCCUCCCGCUCCCGUAAAACGCAUCGUGUCCUGGCACGCUCGGCGAACAAAGGGAAAGGGAAACCGACGCGACGCUUCGGGGAAAGUGCAACAUCAAGCAAAGUCGUAUAUUAAGGUCGAGGCCAUUGAGAUGCGUUUGUGUGCGUGUGUUUAAUUUAGUUGUUGUUGUUUUUUUCAAGCGGCUGUGAAAAGCUCUCACGGCCGCGUGAGCAAAUGAUGACAGACUGAUGCAAGACGAGUCUUUUGUUGUAGUAGCCUAUUUCUUUUACGACGCUUCCCGGAUCGCCCGCUAGGUGGCGCGGGGUGAACCGUGUCGCCGAGGAACACAUGGGGAACGGAUAACGUAAACAAGCGCGUCGGGCUUUGCUUUAACGGCUGCAGAAACGAGUGAAAAUUGGGCAGAGCAGUGGUUUAAAGGGAGAGUUUUGCUGUAGGUCGCGUGGCCCCGAGCGCGUGCAUCGGGGAGUUGUGAAACUUAAAGGGAUAGUUCGCUUAAAAUUGUCAGAAACCAGGGGCGUCUCUCCCCUAAGCAUCGUUAGCUAACUGCAGCGGUGAUUUCCGUUCAACUCUAUUCAUAACCAACGUUGCUUUUGCGAAUCGCACCCCUGUAUGAGAUGCAGUUAGAUUUUUUUUCCAUUCUGGUUGCCAGUUAUCUGUUACGAAAAAUAACAUUCAAAGGGACACUUCAUCUGAAAACGACACUUUGGUCAUCAUUUGCUCGCCCUCGAGUUCCAAGCCUGUAUUAAUUUCUUGCUGUAUUUUCAAGGAUGACAUUUAGAGAAAUGACGGUAGCCGUUCACUUCCAUUGUGUGGAAGAAUACCAACAUUCAAUGGCUACCGUCGCCCCCGCGUCGUUUUAAACCCUUAAAACCUUCAUUUUCAGAACACCAAGUAAUGUUUUGAUGAAAUCUGAGAGCUUCUUGUCCGUCCGUAGAAAGCAAACGCAUUCUGACACGUUCACAGCCCGGAAAUGUAGUUAGGACAUUGUUAAAAUAAUCUUUCUUACUUAUUCAAACCAGUACAGAUAGAGAUAAGAGAUGGUUUUGAAAACUAUUCCCGUAGCUUCGUAAAAUUAUGGUGAACCGCUGAUGUCACUAUUUUAACAAUAUUUUUACUACUUUUCUGGUCCUUGAACGUGGAAGUACUGUUUAUGUCUAUGCAGGGAUUUUAUCACCAAUAUCUUAUAUAAGGUCUUAUGGGUGUGGAACAACACGAAGAAGGACCAGAGAUGUUCUGAAUGAAAGGAGGAUCUGGCAGCCUUUCGAUAACAAUGCUGGAGAACUUGAGCGGAGCCCACGCUGACCGACCUGCCCCCAGAUCAUCCACGUUCAGCUUCUCUGCCCUGUUCGCUCUUCCACACCACCUUCACAUGGAUGGGAGCAGUCAUCCAUUCAGGAGGACUCUGUACCGGUUGAAGUUGGUAAGUUCUCCAAAUCUGAGUCAGCUGGGGAAAAAUGAAAAGGCUUCACUAGAGGAAAGAGGAUCAGGCCCAAAUGCCACUUGGAACAGCAUUCACAACGCAGUUAUUGCUGUAUUCCAAAAGAAAGGCCUAGCAGACAACGAACUCUACACACUCAAUGAAGGCGUGAGGCAGCUACUGAAAACUGAGUUGGGCUCAUUCUUUACAGAAUACCUCCAGAAUCAGCUUUUAACUAAAGGCAUGGUCAUCUUACGGGACAAAAUAAGGUUUUACAUAGGUCAGAAGUUACUGGACUCUCUGGCCGAGACGUGGGACUUUUUCUUUUGUGACGUUCUCACCAUGCUUCAAGCCAUCUUCCACCCGGUCCAGGGGAAGGAGCCUUCGGUGCGUCAGCUGGCCCUGCUGCACUUCAGAAACACCAUCACCCUUAACAUGAAGCUGGAGGAGGCUCUGUCUAGACCUCGAGCCCGCGUCCCUCCCUCCAUCGUCCAGAUGCUUUUAGUGUUGCAGGGGGUUCAUGAGUCCAAAGGUGUGAGCGAGGAAUACCUGAAGCUGGAGUCUCUCCUUCAGAAGGUGGUGUCUCCGUACCUGGGCACGCAGGGACUGUGUUCACACGAGUGUGGCGCCUCGCAGUGCUCCUGUGUUAUCGAGAGGCGCUUGCAGUAUUGCUGGUCCAAGUCUGCAGACCUGCCCUCCAGUAAUCCAGUGGUGCGCUCCAAGAGCUACAACAUCCCCAUGCUGACCCCCGUGGCCGAGUACGACUCUGAAGUGAGCUCGGUGGGCAGCGUCGGCAUCCGGCGUCACUCUGCGUGUGACGUCACUUCCUGCAUAGAGCCCCAGGGCUAUUCGGCGCUGUCUGUGGGGAUAGAGACCAGCUCCACCCCCCGACUCUCGCUGGAUCACGAGCUCUCCCUGUCCGGUGUGAUGCGAGGGGCCACGGGGCAGCCUGCUCUGAUCUCUCCACCCGUCUUCAUCCACACCUCCUCGGGGUGCCUGCACGCAGCGGACGCCCCGGUGGCCUCAUCCGAGGCGGACAAGGCCCUGCCGUCGCCCCCGAGCUGCUCCUCCAGUCCCGAGACGAUCGUGAUGCAGGGGCUGGACUCGCUGGAAUCGGACCCUGACGGGAUCUUCAUCGACUUCUCCCACUGCCGCUCCGAUUCGUUCGGAACGAGCAGGAAAACUAGCUGACGGAAUCGAGUGCUGCGAAGAACCCAUUUCAGUUCACCACUAUUUUCUGUGAACUUGUGAAGUAGCUAAGUACGUCGUGAUUUUUAAAACUGGAAUUUCAUUCACGUUACGCGCAAAAGCCAUGGCUGCUUUGCGGAGAAAAAUGGGAGAUGACUCAAUUUAAAGUGAUUGUUUUCAUAAUGUUCUAAACCUGUGGAUACAUUUUUUCUUAUUUUUCUAGUUUUUCAUAGACUGUAGAUGUGGAAUGUCUUCAUUUUAAUUGAUACACAUUUUAUUGUACAUCACUUAUGGAGACCUGUUUCCGCAAUGGAAUAAAAAAAAAAAAUGUAAAAGGUUCAUAGAGUUUAUAUCUCACAAUUAAGACUUUCUUAGAACUGCUAGAUUGCGAGAAAAUUGCAAGGAAAAAAAGGCACAAUUACGCUUUUUUUUUUUUUUUUUUUGGCCGGGGAAAAAAGUCAGAAAACAUUUGACCACUAAGGAAAAAAAAACCCAUGCAACAUUUACAAAAAGGGGAAAAAGUCAUUUGCGAGAUGUAAACUCAAAACUCUGAAUUUAUCAGAAAUUGUAAGAUAUGAAUUUGCAAGUUUGAGGAAAUAAGUCAAAACGUUAUUUAUUCCAUAGCAGAAAUAAGACUGUAGUAACACUACAUUAUUGUUGUUUCUCGAAUUUUCGCAGGGGGCGAAAUCCAGUUAUUUCAAUAGGAAUAAGCCGAAAGAUUUCGCAACCAGAUUUGCUACGUUGACCAGCAAAGAGCUGAUUGGUUCAUAAGUUUCUUCUGUGUGAGGUGUGCUUGAUGCAUCAACACCCAGUCAACAACACAGACAGCUGGCCUUUUUAUUCGCAAAAUUGUGACUGCACCUUAAACGAGCUUCACGUAUCGUAAUGUGUUAUGAGAUGACAGUAUGCCUAAAUGUAGAAACCUCUUCCAUUAGUGUCACUCUUGAUCACAUGCACUAUUUAUUGUCAUAGGGCUUUAAAUGAACUACGUUUAGUGCUUUUUAAUCAUUGUCAAGCUGACCUGCACUCUUCGUGGUAUAAAAGAAAUUAGUCUCUUAAUCUGUGAUAAUGGUAAUGCAGUGCAGAACAUUGUCUCGAACACGAGACAUGUUUGUUUCUCAAGCUUGUUGCUUUUUUUUUCUUUUCUUUUUAUGCGACGAUAAUGAGCUGCCUGGAAGUUAACAGGGUUUUCGAAUCGAAUGUGUUAACAAAAACUCCCUUUUAGUUAGUUAACUAAAUAGUAUAAGUACAGAAAGGUGGUGUAUAAAAUGAAAACUGGACUUCAAACGGCAAUUUUAUAAGAAGAUAGGUGUUGAUUUAAAAAGACAACUAUCUGAUUUCUUUUAGAAUUUUAGGUUGAUUUAAUUAGCAUAGGAAUAACUGGAUAAAUGCAUAUUUCAGAUUAUGGAAUUGAAAUGAUGCACAAAAGCCCAAUUGUAUAAAAACCUAAGGUACUAAGAGUUUUUUUGUGAUUUUAUUUUAUUUCUUUCUGUUUUCUAUGUAUGUACGCUUUUGAUUUAGGUUAUAAGAUAACGAAUUUCUCUGUAGUUUUAUAGAUUUGAGAUCGAGCAUACUUGCGUAGAUUUUUACACGAGCAACAUUUUUAGAAAUGUAAAAAGUUUACAGUGGUACUUUACUACCUUGCACUGUCAUUUCUGAAGUCUGUGCUUACUUUCAUACUGAAUUUGUUAUCGGCUUUCAUGUGUGCUGCUGUGGAUAACCUCAACAAGACUGAAUUUGUAGUAAAAUACUUUUAUGCUUCACUUUA